Molecule: messenger RNA, 3591 nt
Organism: Pseudophryne corroboree (corroboree frog)
Lineage: Eukaryota; Metazoa; Chordata; Amphibia; Anura; Myobatrachidae
Gene: KCNS3
Product: potassium voltage-gated channel modifier subfamily S member 3
Exons: 3
Coding region: 272-1738 (488 amino acids)
Biological process (GO): protein homooligomerization; potassium ion transmembrane transport
Cellular component (GO): membrane; voltage-gated potassium channel complex
Molecular function (GO): voltage-gated potassium channel activity; protein binding
Source: RefSeq, a predicted model, not a curated record
CCCUCCCCAUGCAGCCUGCUGCUGCUGCUGCUGCUGUGUGCUCGGGAGGGACCGGCUGCAGCAGCACAGCCCGGCUCCAGGAGCACAGACACUCACAGGAGCAGUGUCACAGGAGCACGUUCCCCCAUGCUGUGCCCGGCUCCCCAGCUUAUUCUCAAGAGGAGUCUAUGCAAAAUUUCAUGCACUUGAAACACUUAGUGAAGCAGCUGAACCAGUCCGAAGCAGGUGAAAUGUAACCACUCCGGUUCACAGCGAGAGAUUAGGAGUCAAGAUGGUUUAUGGAGAAUUUUUUCAUAGAACUAGAAAUGAUGAGGAAGAGGUGAAACUGAACGUUGGUGGUUUCAAGCAGUCAGUAGCCCAGAGGACUCUCUUGAGGUUUCCUCACACCAGGCUUGGAAAACUGCUCAAUUGCCAUUCAGAAGAAGCCAUACUCGAACUCUGCGAUGACUACAAUGUUGCAGACAAGGAAUAUUACUUUGACAGGAACCCUUCCCUCUUUAGAUACAUCUUAAAUUUUUACUACACUGGAAAACUUCACGUCAUGGAAGAACUGUGUGUGUUUUCCUUUUGCCAAGAAAUAGAAUAUUGGGGUAUUAAUGAGCUCUUCAUUGAUUCUUGUUGUAGUAACAAAUACCAAGAAAAAAAAGAAACAAUAUCAGAGAAGGACUGGGAUCAGAAGAGUGAUGUCAUCAGUGUGGGUUCAUCUUCUGACCAGUCGUCUAUUUUCGAGAAAGAACUGGAGAUGUUUGAUACAUUAAAAUUUGGGGAAUUCCGAAGGAAAGUAUGGAUCAGACUUGAAAAUCCUGCAUUCUCUUUGUCAGCCAAGCUCUUCGCCAUAUCCUCUUUAAGUGUCGUCUUGACUUCCAUUGUAGCCAUGUGCAUCCACAGCAUGCCAGAGUUCCAAAAAUUCGAUGACAAUGACCGAGAACUGGAAGAUCCCGUCCUUGAAGUGGUGGAGAUAGUAUGCAUUGUUUGGUUCACCACAGAACUUGUAAUAAGACUUGCUGUAGCUCCUUCGCAGAAGAAAUUCUGGAAGAACCCCAUGAACAUGAUUGAUUUUGUAUCCAUCAUACCAUUUUAUGCCACUUUGGUUGUAGACACCAAGGACACCGAAAAUGAAGGCAUAGAGAACAUGGGAAAGGUUGUCCAAAUACUGCGACUGAUGAGGAUAUUCCGUAUCCUAAAGCUUGCUAGGCAUUCAGUAGGCUUGAGGUCUUUAGGGGCCACUUUAAGGCACAGCUACCAUGAAGUUGGGCUUUUACUUUUAUUUUUAUCUGUUGGGAUUUCAAUAUUUUCAGUACUUGUUUAUUACCUGGAAAAAGACGAUGAAUUAUCACUUCUUACCAACAUCCCGACCUGCUGGUGGUGGGCAACAAUCAGCAUGACUACCGUUGGCUACGGUGACACUCACCCGGUCACGUUAUAUGGAAAGCUUGUUGGGAGUGUUUGCAUUCUUUGUGGUAUACUAGUGGUUGCUCUUCCGAUAACAAUCAUUUUUAAUAAGUUUUCUAAGUACUACCAAAAGCAGAAAGCAAUAGAUGUGGAUGGGUGUAAUGAAGAUGACCAAAAAGAUAAAUUUAAUGACCUCCCGUAUUUUAACAUAAGAGAUAGAUAUGCAAGAAGGAUGAAUUCCUUCAUUUCAAGUCUUUCGUCGGUGGGAAUUAUUGCAAGCAAUGACUCAACAGAUGCCUCCAGCAUCCAAGAAAUGGAGGAUUCUUACAAUGCAACGUUCAAAUGACAAUUUCCCUUGCCAUGUUCUCCUAUGAUUUCUCAUCUGUAUUGCUACCUCCCUAUGCAAACCAUAACGUCUUAUGUUCUUUAUAGCACUUAAUUCUCAGGGUAUGACUUGUAGCCAUAUUUUUGCACAUUUAUUGCUACCGAAUGAAUAUUGUAGCUCGCAUUUUUCGUUUCUUUUUAACUGAAAUUCAUAAUUUGCCUCUUUUUUGUUUUAUUUUUUUACAUAUAUUUUUUGUACGGAAAAAGACUAAAAAAAUAUUUUAUUGAAUGCACAUAAAAUAGAUAUUUAUUUGAUUGCCAUGCCAAACCACUUACAAGGGGGUUGCAGGUUUCUCUCCUAAUGAUUAAAAAAAAAAAAGGACAAAAUGUUAGUUCAGUAAAAAAAAAAAAGUUGGAAGCUCCAUAUGUUUUAAACAAUAAUUACUGCUUUUGAGACUCAGCCGGGGAAAAAACUUGAAAAGGGAAAGCUCCGUUCAGCACUGGAGAGCGUGGCUGAUGAUUGGUCAAGAGAUUCUGGAUGGGCGCUGUCAAAAGCAGCAAGUGAAAUUAAAAUCAAAAGGGGGUGUACAGUAUAGCCCCUAUAAGAUUUGCAAUUGUUUAUUUUUCAUAAAUUGGUUAAAUACUGUAGCUUUUUUAUUUCUCUGCAUUUACUGAACCUUAGGUAAUAUUUUGUUGACUGCUACCAGACUCAGUCAUAUCUUGUUAUUCUUAGUUAGGGAGUUUGAUAAACUUAUUGGGAGACAUAUUGAUGAUUUACAGGUAUCUCCUUGGCAUGCACGGUAUGCAUUAUUGAACACUUGUGAAUGCAGGAAAGCAUGUAAGUCUGAUAUGAAACUACGGAAUCUAAUAAACUUCCUAUUUCAGUGGCAACAUUUUUUUUUAAAUGUUUUCAAUUAUUAAAUCAAAGAGAUUAACACAAAUAGAUCAAUUAUACAUGCAUGACUUCUACUUGACCUGUUGGCUUGACUGAUUAAGCCACAUGUUCAUCAGUUAUCGCUAGAGAGGUGCGGCUUCAGAUUUACUCGGAUCUCAAAACGGCAUCUUAUUGGCUCUUGGAAGUCACGUGUUUUGGAUAGCCAAUAAUAAAAAUCCAGAUUAAUUGUCGCUGUGCAAUGCUUUUGUACUGCGUCGGGACAGAGCCAGACAUGUGGGGUGGACUAGCCCUGUGCUGGGCUUCCCCCCGCAUGUCUGAGUAACUGAUCGUAGCCGUGCAAAAUUUUGCGCGGCUAUGAUCAAGUCUGAAUUAGGCCCAUGGUUUUGCCCAUUAGCUAACAAAUUUGCUGCUGCGAUCAAAUCUGAAUUACCUCCAAGGUCCAACCAUCAGGGCCAUUGAAGAUGGUGAAGAAAUCAAAUCCAUUUGUGGGAAGGAAAAGGCUGUGUGUCCUCUCGCAAAGGAAAAUACCCCUUUUGCCUCUAUAUUUAACAGUUCUGGGUAACAGGGUAUCAGCGUGGUGUCACACAUAAAUAAAUAGGAUGUUAGUAAUAACUCUUAUCUAUAUUACAAGGGUACAGUAUAACAUUGCUUGCUAUGUGCGCAGCUAUUCAUCUCCUCAAUGCCUAAUCUAAUACACCAUGAUUCAAUAGACUGUGACCAAUAUAGAAUUAGCAUUCCUUACUGAGUUUGUAAGGAUUUAGCAUCUACAAAUUUCCAUCACAUUCAUGAAAGAGCCACUAUUUUUCCCCAUCUACUGUAUGCAGAGCAAAUGAGAAAUGUCUACGAGUAUAUUCAUUUGUCAUUUAUUCCUAAUGAUAUAUUUUGCAAUUCCUCCUUUAUGCCCGCUUUUAUAUGUCUAUAAUGUGCUUUUUCUUUGCUUUUCAAGCUGUGAGUACAAAUUAAAACCUUUCUGACUUCUU